UCAUCUUCGACUUAUGGCUGUUAGAGUACUGAUGUUGGCCUCAACAAUGAGUUUAGAAGUAAACAAAUACAAUUUUUGUUUGUGUAAAUGUUGAUUUGUGUAUGUAAAAAUGAAGGUUAAGCGACAUAAAAGGGUCCACAAAUAUAUUAGUUUCUUUUGUAAUAAUUUUGGAUUUCGUCAGCCUUAUCAGGUUUUAAUUGAUGGGACUUUCUGCUAUGCUGCUCUUAAGAACAAAGUGAACAUCAGAGACCAACUGCCAAAAUAUUUGGAAGGAGAUGUCAAGUUUCUGACAACACAAUGCGUUGUUAUUGAAGUUGAGAAUCUGGGGUCCGCUGUAUUUGGUGCAAUGCUGAUCGUGAAGCAGUUUGGCAUUCACAAGUGUGGACAUGAGAAGAAGCCAGUUCCGGGGUCGACAUGCCUGUUGUCCAUGCUGGGCGAAACCAACACCAGCAGGUACAUCUUGGCGACUCAAGACCGCGAACUGGAGGUUUUGGCCAGCAGGGUUCCCGGCACUCCAGUGUUGUACUUGCACCAGAAAACCCCAGUGUUGCAGCCUCCGUCAGAUGCAAGCACAAGCUUUGCUUCAUCACACACCCAGGCUUUGUUUGGUGUCAGGCAGCAUGAGGAGGAAACAAUAAAAAAUCUCAAGAAAAGGUUCGGUUUGGUAGAGGAGGAAACUAUAAAGAAACGGAAGAAGAAAAGAGGCCCUAACCCAUUAUCAUGUAAAAAGAAGAAGAAAAAGACAGUCCAAAAUGUUGAGAAGCCUGAACAAAAGCGCAGAAGAAAGAGAAUUAAAUUGCCUAAACAUGUAAAAGAAGUCUUGAAAUCAGAAGUUUUAGGCCAAGUACAGCCGAAAGGUUAAAUUCCACUUAAUUAAGCUGUAUUUCAUUGACAUAAAUACAAACCAAGAGUAUUUAUUUAUACAUGCUACAAUCAAAAACUAUUGGAAAUCAU
Bacillus rossius redtenbacheri is the source of this 954-nucleotide messenger RNA. RefSeq names its product rRNA-processing protein UTP23 homolog. Gene Ontology annotation, cellular component: small-subunit processome; nucleolus. Bases 110 to 862 code for a protein of 250 amino acids. NCBI's taxonomy places the organism in Eukaryota, Metazoa, Arthropoda, Insecta, Phasmatodea, Bacillidae. Gene Ontology annotation, molecular function: small ribosomal subunit rRNA binding. The transcript has 5 exons. The record is from RefSeq and is a predicted model, not a curated record.